Messenger RNA from Aspergillus steynii IBT 23096, 2349 nucleotides. RefSeq names its product glycoside hydrolase family 92 protein. Gene Ontology annotation, molecular function: peptide-N4-(N-acetyl-beta-glucosaminyl)asparagine amidase activity; carbohydrate binding. The record is from RefSeq and is a predicted model, not a curated record. Gene Ontology annotation, biological process: glycoprotein catabolic process; protein quality control for misfolded or incompletely synthesized proteins; carbohydrate metabolic process. Lineage: Eukaryota; Fungi; Ascomycota; Eurotiomycetes; Eurotiales; Aspergillaceae. The transcript has 6 exons. Bases 1 to 2349 code for a protein of 782 amino acids. Gene Ontology annotation, cellular component: nucleus; cytosol.
AUGCUUCUGGACGUCUUUACAACACUGGCUCUGUUUGCAUGCGUUGUAUAUGCUAAAGACAACGAAGAUCCCAAAUUUGACGUGUUGGAUUAUGUCGAUCCACUCAUCGGAACUGCCAAUGGAGGGCAUUCGUUCGCUGGGGCCACUCUUCCGUUCGGCAUGGCAAAAGCCGUAGCCGACACUGAAGGCGAGAACCAAGGCGGCUUUGCAUACGACACGACAAAGGUCACCGGGUUUUCUCAUAUGCAUGACUCUGGAACUGGAGGCGCAGCUUCGCUGGGCAACUUCCCCAUCUUCAUUCACCCUAGUUGCCCGGAAAACGACCCCAGCAAGUGUAAGUGGCAACAGACCGACAGAGCAACUGUGUGGAAAAAGGGUUCUCCUAAAGCCAGGCCGGGGUACUUUGGCAUCAAAUUGGAAAAUGGGGUCCAUGCUGAAAUUACAGCUACGAACCGCUCGGCUCUGUAUCGCUUCAGUUUUGAGAACGGCUCCGAGCCACUCAGUCCGAUUGUUCUCGUUGAUUUGAUGGACCUACCACAGUCUCGCUCGGAGGGCUUCGCAUCCGUGGAUUCAUCUACCGGACGCCUUACCGGCAACGGCACAUUCAGCCCUAGCUUUGGUCAAGGAACUUACACCCUCCACUUCUGUGUCGACUUCAAAGGGGGAAAGGUUCGCGAGACAGGGUCGUGGAACAGGAAUUCAGUGGUACCUAACCAGAACACCAUCGUUACAAGCAGCAGCGCUCGCACGGAUUCGGCGGGUACGUAUGCCCAUUUCGAUACUAUCGAAGCAAACGACAGCAUCCUUGCAAGAGUGGGUGUGAGCUUUAUGAGUGUGGACCAAGCCUGCCGGAACGCGGAGAAAGAGCAGCCCGAUUUCGACUUUGCGGGGACUGUGUCUGCCGCGGAGGAUGCAUGGAGAGAAAAGCUGAAUGUAAUCAGUAUCGAUGCUGAUCAAGUCUCGACUGAUCUUCAGAAGGUCUUUUGGAGCGGUGUCUAUCGCACGAUGAUUAGUCCUCAGGAUUAUACUGGAGAAAACCCCUUGUGGGAAAGCGAUGAGCCGUACUACGAUAGCUACUAUUGUAUAUGGGACUCAUACCGCGGCGUUCACCAGCUUUUGACGCUCAUGGACCCGGCUUCUCAAUCGCUGAUGAUCCGAAGUCUCAUUGAUAUUUACCGUCAUGAAGGAUAUCUCCCCGACUGCCGCAUGUCCCUCUGCAAGGGCUGGACACAGGGCGGCUCCAACGCAGAUGUCUUGAUUGCAGAAGCGUAUCUGAAAAAGAUCGAGAACAUCGACUGGGACACCGCCUAUGAAGCCGUCGUUAAAGACGCGGAAGUCGAACCACCGAACUGGGACGUAGAAGGACGAGGAGGUCUUCGCAGCUGGAAGAACCUCGGCUAUAUCCCCAAGGGUGACAUGGACACAGUCGGCAGGGGUCUGCGCACCCGCAGCGUCUCGAGAACGCUUGAAUACGCGUACAAUGACUUCUGCAUCGCAGAGAUGGCUCAAUUGAUGGGCCACGACGCCGACUAUGAGAAAUAUACUCGACGUGCGUCUAACUGGAAAAACGUCUUCAAGAAAGACCAAAAGUCAUACAUCAAAGGCGUGGAUACCAAUUUCACCGGCUUUGUACAGCCCCGACUCCCAAAUGGCACAUGGGACUACCAGGACCCGAUAUUCUGUAGCCCAUUGAUGAACUUUGACUCAUGCUACUUGAAUGCAAAUGGCCACGAGACUUACGAGGGCAGUUGCUGGCUUUACACCUUCUACGCACCACAAGACAUGGGCUCAUUGAUCACAACACUCGGCGGACCUAAGCACUUUACCGCCCGGCUAAACUAUCUCCACGAAUCCGGCAUCCUCUACGUCGGCGACGAGCAAGCCUUCCUCACUGUCUUCCAAUACCACUACGUAGGUCGACCGUCUCUAUCAACUAAACGCGCGCACUUUUACAUCCCUUCUCAAUUCAACACCUCUGUCUCCGGAAUCCCCGGAAACGACGACGGAGGUGCCAUGGGCUCGUUCGCCGCAUUAAGCAUGAUCGGCCUCUUCCCUGUCCACGGCCAAGAUGUCUAUUUGAUCAGUGCGCCGUUCUUCAAGGAGAUUAGUAUUCGGAACAAAGUCACGGGCAAGGUGGCUACCAUUCGAGCGCUUAAUUUCGAUGCUGGGUAUAAGGCGAUUUAUAUUCAGAGUGUGAAGCGCGAUGGUAAGCCUUGGAGUAGGAAUUGGAUAGGGCAUGAUUUCUUUGCGGAGGGUGGUGCUCUAGAGGUAGAGCUUGGGGAGAAGGAAAGUGAGUGGGGGACGAGAAUUGCUGAUUUGCCGCCUAGUAUGAGUGAGUAUCAGUGGUAG